Fonsecaea erecta is the source of this 1425-nucleotide messenger RNA. RefSeq lists its product as hypothetical. Gene Ontology annotation, molecular function: FAD binding. Bases 1 to 1425 code for a protein of 474 amino acids. The transcript has 2 exons. NCBI's taxonomy places the organism in Eukaryota, Fungi, Ascomycota, Eurotiomycetes, Chaetothyriales, Herpotrichiellaceae. The record is from RefSeq and is a predicted model, not a curated record.
AUGGUAGCUGGACCGGCAGAGCAACCAAUUACUACCCCGGGUCCACUCGAGCCAGGACCCGACAAGACUCCAAAGUCCGUCCUCGUGAUUGGAGGAGGUGCGGUCGGCUCUCUCACAGCUCUCAAGCUGGGCCAGGCAGGGGUCGAUGUCGACAUCAUCGAGAGGCUUCCCGAGACGAGCAAUGCCCCGCGGGCAUGCGGCUAUUUCGGCGCCGUCCACCUGGUGCUGAAGGAAAUGGGAAUAUACGAGCUGGUCCGAGAGGAAGGGUUCAUGACUCGUGGCCUGUGUUUCCGCAAACCACCCAAGGACGAUGGCCAAGGUCGAGGGGGCAAGGUGUUUGGGGAUAUCGUGGCCAAUCUGCCCUUCUGCGCCCCCGAUGACCAUCUCCUCGAACCGGGCGCCGGCGUGCUGAACCUCCCUCAAGCGCAACUGAAUCAGUUAUUCCUGCGCGAGGCGCUCAAGACGGGCCACGUCCGGAUCCACUUCAACCACGAACUGGCACGCAUAUUGAAGAACGACAACGACGGCGUCACGGUCCUCACGCGCAAUCCCAGUACCGGCGCGGAACGAGAGUUCAGUGCGAAGUUCGCGGUCGCAGCAGACGGCGCCCACUCGGCCGCCCGCAAGGCACUGGGUCUCCCCUACCCAGGCCACACCUGGCCCGAACGGCUUAUCGCCACGAACGUGAGGGUCUGCAACAUCGAGGAGACACCCAUGCACACGCACUUCGUCAUGCACCCCACCCACUUCAGCAUUUCGACUCCUCUGGAAGACCCCGUCAUGGGCAAGAAGACGCUCUGGCGGUGGACGUUGGCGGCCGAUCCGGCGCUGGACACGUGCUCUGACGACGAAUUGUUGACGGACGAGGUCAUCUACGCACACUAUGCACGCUGUAUGCCAGGCCCGAGGCCGUUGGACGUGGACAUUGUGGCGAGGUCGGUGUACAGAACACAUCAGAGGCUGGUUCCGACCAUGAGGAGGGGGAACGUACUCCUCGCCGGAGACGCUGCCCAUUGCAACCAUCCCUUCGGCGCCCUCGGCCUCAACACGGGGAUGCUCGAUGCCGACGCCUGCGCCGACGCCCUGACCAUGAUCCUGCGGGACUCCUUCCCCACUGACUUGACGCUCAACACCUAUUCGGACGCGCGCCGCAAGGUGUUCCAGUUCUUCGUCGACCCGACAUCGACCCAGAACAAGCUGCGUGUGCAUUCUCAUCCCAUCGUCGAGACGGCCGCCGAGGACGACUGGUUCCUCCGCGAUCUCACCCACUUGACCCCCAAGAAGGCCGCGGACAUGGUGACGCCGUAUUUUGACGUGUGGCGCACGGAUAUGAGGAAGGCGGUCCAGGAGGCAAUUGACGAUGGCUGUGCUUGCGGGUGGCACAAUAUUAAAUCCACUUCCUCUGUACUAGUAGGAGACGAGUAG